Spirodela intermedia is the source of this 84-nucleotide messenger RNA. NCBI's taxonomy places the organism in Eukaryota, Viridiplantae, Streptophyta, Magnoliopsida, Alismatales, Araceae. The record is from the annotation of a GenBank genome assembly.
AUGAUAUACAAAUACCAAAAAAAUAAUCCACUGAUUUGGUCAACAACAUACAGGAAACUGAUUUCAGUAAAAAAAAAAAUAUAA